Messenger RNA from Babesia sp. Xinjiang, 345 nucleotides. Its product is annotated as Phosphatidylinositol N-acetylglucosaminyltransferase subunit P. The record is from RefSeq and is a predicted model, not a curated record. The transcript has 4 exons. Bases 1 to 345 code for a protein of 114 amino acids. NCBI's taxonomy places the organism in Eukaryota, Apicomplexa, Aconoidasida, Piroplasmida, Babesiidae.
AUGGAAAAAGAGAUCAAGGCAUUUGUGGCAUUAAUACUGAGCCACCUGGGCAUUGGUCUGUAUUUUUUGUGGGCGUUAACUCCUGAGCGUAUCAUCAAGGCUUAUGGCAUCACAUAUUACCCUUCUAAGCACUGGGCUGUUGCUAUGCCUGCAUCUAUAAUGCUAAUAGUAUCUGUGACUGCUUUUUAUUGGCUUUUGAGUGAGCGAUCGAUGUUACCUCCGCUGGAUUCUCGUGCUUCCUUCGUCGACCCGGUUUCGCACCCUGAUCAUGCCGAAGAGUCAUUGAAAAACAGCACGCUUCACGAUAUCGCGUUAGCCACUGUCAACAAAAAGUUAUACGGUUGA